Messenger RNA from Scomber scombrus (Atlantic mackerel), 2713 nucleotides. It is a transcript of the gene lrwd1, whose product is annotated as leucine-rich repeats and WD repeat domain containing 1. Gene Ontology annotation, biological process: establishment of protein localization to chromatin; chromatin organization. Gene Ontology annotation, molecular function: chromatin binding; protein binding. The record is from RefSeq and is a predicted model, not a curated record. Lineage: Eukaryota; Metazoa; Chordata; Actinopteri; Scombriformes; Scombridae. The transcript has 17 exons. Bases 94 to 2457 code for a protein of 787 amino acids. Gene Ontology annotation, cellular component: nuclear origin of replication recognition complex.
AGUGAUAGAGAGGGGUAAACGAACACACAUGUAGAGAUGGAUAUUCACGGAUAAAAGUUAGUAGCCCGGUUGAAAGUGGCGACAAGAUAAACAAUGGAGAAAAUAACUGAGAAGCUGUUACUGGAGAAAGGUUCUCCAACAACCAACAAACUGGAAGAAAUCAAGACACUGAAUCUGUCUCGUCUGGGACUGAACACCAAAGAUUUACCGCUCAGGCUGCUGUCUCGUCUUCAGUCCCUGCAGCGCUUGGAUCUGUCUGGAAACAGACUGCAGGAGUUCAUCAGGAAUGUGGAGCUUACCGCGCUCCGCUACCUGGACCUCAGCGACAACCAGAUGGAGGACGUCACCACACUGGAGUCUCUCAGUGGUCUGGAGGAGCUCAAGAUGGACGACAACCUUUAUAUCACUGUGAGUGAUAACUACAAGCUGAUGGUUUUGUUGCCCAAUCUGAGGAUUUACAACAGUAAAGAUGUCAGCACCACGGCCAACCACCUGCGCUACGUUUACAGUGAAAACCUGCAGACAAGGAUCACUGCACUCUGGGAGAAGAGCUUCAGCCUCCCGGAUCCAAUCACAGCGCAGGAAAUGUCCGCUCUGGAGGCAAAGUUCGUCAGCACCGCACGCCAACAGGUUAAAUACGGACCCAACUCAGUCAGUGACUUCACUAAAUGGAGGGUAGGAAUUAUGGCGAAGGAGUAUCUGCGCUCUCUGACGGAAGAAAAGGAUGAAGUGGAGAGCGAGGAGUCUGCUGACGUUAAAGAGAAUCAUGAAGUCUCAACACCUACCAAAAGGAAACGGAGUAUUUUAGUAAUGGACGCCGACGUAAACAUCACGCCACGCAAAAAACUGUGUGCAGACUUUCCGUCCCCCUUGGUGGAAGGGAGUCCCUGUAAAUCCAGCCCCCGCCUCAAACUUCGGCCUGUAGAAGAGACUCACAGCGUCAGGAUGAGCCCUCGAAAGAGAGAUCAGCCUCCCGCAACGCCCACCAGAGGGCAGAAGAGAGCUGAGACGCCCGCGAGAGGAUCGAAAACACGGCAGACGAAAGAGGACAGAGCUCAGGAAGUCGCAACACCUGGCAGAAGUAAGCGAGCCGUAUUAGUCAUGGAAACCAAAGUAAACCUGAUUCCUCGCAGAGUAGGAACGCCUGGUAGAAGCUCCAAAACGCUGCAAAGCAAAGAAGACGAAGCUCAAGUUAAACAGAAAGAAGCUGGCAGGAAAAAGGCCGUCAGAGCUGCAGAGAUGCAGAGAGACGCUGACAUGACACAGCAGCCGGUGCAUCUGAAUCCUCUCCAUGUGCUGCAGUGUCACAGUAAACAGGACAGUUCAGAGGAUUUCUCCACACAGCUGUGGGCCUGCGCCUUCCAGCCGCUGCCUGACUGCACCGGAAGUGGAGGAGGAAGCCGCUUGGUUGCAACCUGUGGUGGAGACUCUCUCUGUGUGAUCGACUGUGAAGCAGGGAUGGUGAUGAAGAAGUACAAAGUUCCCGGAGAGGAGUUUUUCUCUCUGGCCUGGUCCACCGUGUUGAUGUCCAGGACAGGAGGAGCCUCGUCCUCGGCUCAGCACUGCAGCAUCCUGGCUGCAGGAGGGAAAAGAGGACUCGUUAAACUGAUCCAUCCCAGAAACAACGUAGCGUACGGAGAGUUCAGAGCCAGCCGCAAAGCGCUGUCUGUCCUCCGCUUCAACCAGCAGCAGGCUAACUUCCUCUACACGGGAUCAUAUGAUAAUAAGAUAGUGAUGUGGGACAUCGGUGGAGUGGACAGUCAGUACAACUACAAAGUCGUCCAGCUGUUGGUGUUGGAGGUCAGCGCUACUCCUCUGCACAUCUGUCCUCCUCCGUCUUCCCCUAAAACACACCUGCUGACCGGCUGUGAGGACGGACUGUACUGCUUCAACACACAGCUAGGAACCAACAACACCACCAAGAGGUCUAAAGAAAUGGAGAUAACCUUCCCCAUCUAUAAGAAGGAAGACAAAGAUAACGACUACCACACUGUUGACGGCUUGAGUUUUCUUACUGAUGACAUCGUUGCCUCUAAGAACUACAUGCACGCAUCUAUUUACCUGUGGAGCUGGAGCAGGACGAAGGCUCAGCGGCCCGAUAAGAAGAGCAGAGAGGUGUGUGCUGUUCUUCUGGCCGAGCUGCAGUGGACCAACACUGAGAUUCCCUACCUGGCUCUCAACACCUGUCCUGGCCGAGCUUACAUCGUGUGCGGUGAUGAUAAAGGCAGACUGUGGACGUAUCAUGUUAAUAAUCUCCAGAAGGAGCGUUUCCAGACUGGGAAACCCAUCGCUCCCACUGAGGUGUUGGAGUGGCCGACCCCGGUGAGGAAGGGCCUCGGUGAGGUGGAAGGUCCCUCCAUCAACAGCGUAGCUAUGGACCCUGAGCUCCAGUACCUGGUGGCCCUCAGCGACAAGAACAUGGUGAUGGUGUGGAAGACAGCGGCAGCGUCGUCCUGAGCAACAGCAGCUGGGACUGUAACUCCUCAACGACAGACCUAAAGAUCUGUUGUUUUUUGUACUGGAGAAAAACUGUUAAAUGUACCAAAUGUUGGUAUUUGUGAGGUGAAGAUCCUCACAUGAAGUUUGCAGGAAGUCUCCAACACGCUGCUGUCUGAGAGAUUGGACUUUUAAGAUGACGUGAGAUCUGUCAGAGCGAGUAACUGCUGAAGGAAUACGAUGACAAUAUUCUUUAUUUUCUAUAUGAAAAUAUAUC